AUGAUUCGAAAACUAGUGGUGAAUAAAGAAAUAAAUAAUCUUCCAGUGGCAUUUGAAGCGAAGAUUGGGGCAGGGCGACUCCAAUACCUAGCGGCGGCGGCAGAGACAGCGGUGCCGGAGGACAAUUCGAGAUUGAAACUUGUAAACCCGAAGAGGCGUAUUAUAAAGAAGAAAAAAAACGUAUGUGAACACGGCAGGCAGCGUUAUACGUGCAAAGAAUGCGGGGGCGCGGGAAUAUGUGAACACGGCCGAGAAAAGCGGAGGUGCAAGGAGUGCGGCGGAACAUCUCUUUGCAAGCACGGCCUGAGACGGUAUAGCUGUAAACAUUGUGGCAGUAAUAAUGGCAUAUGUGAACAUGGUAAGGAACGGCGUCGGUGCAAGGACUGCGUUGGUGUCGCAAUGUGCAAACACAAACGGGAAAAACGUUACUGCUUAGAAUGUGGUGGCUCUUCUCUUUGUACACACGGUCGGCAGAAGAGUAAGUGCAAAGAUUGCGGUGGCGCGUCUAUUUGUCUUCACAACAGACUGAAAUACACGUGUAAACAGUGUGGCGGUGCUUCCAUCUGUGAACAUGGUCGUAUGAGAAGUCAAUGUAAAGACUGUGGGGGGGCUGCGAUUUGUGAGCACGGACGGGCACGACAUAGGUGCAAAGAGUGUGUUUAUUCUAGAUCGGCAACUAAAUACAGGAGGCUCGAUGAAGAAUGCUGA
This is a messenger RNA of Micromonas pusilla CCMP1545, 708 nucleotides long. RefSeq lists its product as uncharacterized. The transcript has a single exon. Bases 1 to 708 code for a protein of 235 amino acids. Lineage: Eukaryota; Viridiplantae; Chlorophyta; Mamiellophyceae; Mamiellales; Mamiellaceae. The record is from RefSeq and is a predicted model, not a curated record.